GAAAUUGUGCCCCGCCGAAUCCUCCACCCAGACCGUGUUGUUCUUACAGUUCCCGCUUCUCCUUACAUUUAUCAAGUUUUCUCCUCGCUCCUUCCUUCUGCCGGCUUGCUGAGGAAGGGAGAAGGGAGAGAGGUGGCCAGAGAAGGCUUGAGAGGUGGGAGGGAGGAGAAAAACAGCGAGAUAAAGCCUGUACUGCUGUGGCUGGGAGGGGAGCAGCACAGCACAGGAACAGCAAGAAGAAGAAGAGGAAGAAGAAGAGGAAGGUGUGAGAGAGGCUUCGUGUAUGAAAUGAUAAGAAUGAAUGAAGAAGAAGAAGGGAAUGAAGACAAACAUGAGAUAAUUAGAGAAGAGGAGAGAAAUUUGAUAGCUGGAAAUAGAGAAACAGGCGUAAGUGAUAAAGGAGAGGAGGAGGAGGAACAGGAGAAGAAUGGAAUAAUUAGUGAUGAAAAUAAUUACGAAGAGGGAGAAAGAGAAAUGACUGAUGGAAAAGAAGAAGAAGAGGAGGAAGAGGAGGAGGAGGAGGAGGAGGAGGAGGAGGAGGAGGAGGACAAACGCAUGAUAAGUUAUAUGACUGAUGAUAAAGAAGAAAAGGAGAUAGAGAGACACAUGAUAACCGAAAUGAAUGAGAAGGAAGAAGAAGAAAGAGAAGAAAAGGAAAGCAACGAACAACAACAACAACAACAACAACAACAACAACAACAACACCAACAAACAGACGCACAAGUAAACACAGGUGGCGAAAACGAACAGAAAACGAAGAAAACGGGAACCACUCAAAACACACAAAAGAACACAAACAACAAACAAACAGCACCUCACGAGAAACAAGAACAAACAAACAAAAAACAAGGAAAACAGCGCGAAACACAAACACAAACAGACAAACAAGGAAACACAAGACCACUACGCUGUCAGCACUGCCCCAAGCACUUUAGGUAUGCAAGUCAGCUGAGGAGGCACCACAAAACACAUGAAGGCCUUGGAAGCCACGAGUGUUCAGACUGUGGCAAGAAAUUUAAUAAAGAUUCUUGGUUAGCCAGACACGCAGACACACACACGGCCAAGAGGAAUUUUGUCUGUACUGAAUGCGGAAGAAGGUUUGUUAAAGAGAAUCAUUUAACCCAGCAUCUAUUCACACACAUGUACAUUAAGCAGAAUACGUGUGAGGUGUGUGGCAAGACGUACACACGCAGAAGUUCACUUAACCAACAUUUAAUGACACACGCAGGGGUGAAGAGACACGAAUGCUUUGAGUGCGGGAAGACUUACACACGCAGGAGUGCACUGGUACACCACACGCACACACACACGGACACACGCAACCACAAAUGCCUGGAAUGUGGCAAAACUUUCGUGCAAAAGUCCCACUUGAAAACGCACGCUGUAACGCACUCAAACGAGGCUAGACACGCUUGUAAACAAUGCAAUAAGGUAUUUUCUCGACUUUCCAACUUAAAAAGACACGAGUUCACACACGGGUCGAGGAAUUACGAGUGUUUAGAGUGUGGUAAGUGGUUCUUUACUGUCUAUGAGUUAAAUCACCACACCAAACGCCAUUUUAGCUCAAGGGAGUUCACGUGUGAUCUGUGUGGCAAGACUUUUAAGGCUAAGAAGGAUGUCUCCAAGCAUAUCAAGACUCAUUUGUAAGUUGGUGUUUAUGCAUUGAUGGUAGUAGUAGUAGUAGUAGUAGUAGUAGUAGUAGUAGAGAGUUUCCUUAAUGUGUAAUUUAUAAGGUUUUUCUGUGUAUUUCUUAACGAUUUCAUGAUAUUAUAUUGUUUUAUUUAUUUUCUUAAUGAUAGACAUUUUUUUUUAUUUAAGAGAGUGUGUGAAAAUAGAUGAUUUUAUUUAUUUGCUUUACUGAUUAAGAGAAAAUGAAAAAAAAAAAAAUUAUUACGUAUUUAUAUAUAUCUUUAAGGAUUUUUGUACAUAAUUUUAGCAUUCCUUCAUAUAUAUUUCAAUUUCUCUGAGUCUUUCAUUCCUACAGCACAAAAUUGACGUUUCCUGUAUCCCCACAAAUAUAAACAGUACGAAAAAUGUUUUAUAUAUAUAUAUAUUUCUCGUUGCAGCGUCCGUUAUUCCCCAAUCUGGUUAUAAAAUCGCAUCAUUAUUUACCGGAAUUUAUAUAGUUUUCUUUGUUUCUCCUUUUAGUUAAUGAUAAAUAAAUACUAGUAGUUGAGAAAAAAAUAUAUAUUAGGCACGUCGAGUUUCAAAUCUCCCGCGAAUUUUAUAUUUUUUUGUAAAGUUCAGUUUAUUACUCAUAUGACACGAUAAACUGAAGAAAAAGAUAACAAUAAAUAAAUAAACAACAGACAGAACACAUAAAGCAACAUAAACUAGAAAAAUAAACCAAAACGAAACUUUAAAAAGACCAUCACAGCGUCACGAGGCAAAAGAAGAAGAGGAAGAGGAAGGAAGAUGGCAGUGGUUCAAGUCUCCAGCCAAAACAAAAAAGAAGAAGAAGAAGAAGAAGAAGAAGAAGAAGAAGAAGAAGAAGAAGAAGAGGAAGAGGAAGAGGAAGAGGACAAGAGAGAGGAGGAAGAAAAUAUGAAGAGGAAAUGAUAAGGAAUUGAGAAGAUUAAAUAAAGAA
This is a messenger RNA of Scylla paramamosain (green mud crab), 2587 nucleotides long. Its product is annotated as zinc finger protein 883-like. Lineage: Eukaryota; Metazoa; Arthropoda; Malacostraca; Decapoda; Portunidae. The coding region runs from base 289 to 1647 and encodes 452 amino acids. Gene Ontology annotation, biological process: regulation of transcription by RNA polymerase II. The transcript is spliced from 3 exons. Gene Ontology annotation, molecular function: RNA polymerase II cis-regulatory region sequence-specific DNA binding; DNA-binding transcription factor activity, RNA polymerase II-specific. The record is from RefSeq and is a predicted model, not a curated record.